Molecule: messenger RNA, 1185 nt
Organism: Colletotrichum fioriniae
Lineage: Eukaryota; Fungi; Ascomycota; Sordariomycetes; Glomerellales; Glomerellaceae
Biological process (GO): proteolysis
Molecular function (GO): peptidase activity
Source: RefSeq, a predicted model, not a curated record
AUGGCACAUUCCCCCAUGACAGACACGAGAUUUGCAUCUGGCUCUCAACCUGCUACGAACAGCGUCUUUUUCAGCUCUGGGUUCGGAUACGAGUACGAUUGCGCUCCUAGCAAGGGCACUGUUAAUGCGAUCCUCAUCUUUAUCGACUUCCCGGACCAGACUGCUUCAGAAGCUUCUCCGCAAGAAGUCUACGACCUCCUGAUACCUCAAGCCCAGCAAUGGUUCAACACGUCAUCGUACGGCCAGCUGUCGCUGAACAUCACUGCAGACACGAGCCAAUUUUACCGCAUGCCCAAGAACGCAGCAGACUACAACUUUGUCAGACCUUUAUCGCAGCAAGCUCACUAUGCCUACGUACAAGACGCUCUGGAGCAGUGGCUGGCUGUCACCAACACGCCGGUUCCCAAGGUCAACAGCACCGAGGGCCCUCUGACUGAUAUCUUCUACGUCAUCCCGACAAGAAACGCCACGGGUAUCGAGCUGUCUGCAGCGCUUACCGGUGGCGCGUAUACCAAGGAUGUGAACUACAUUGCGAGGAAGGCCGUCACCAUGGGCAUUGACACGUUCGAUUGGUGGGGUUACAAGGCGGUGAAUCACGAGACGGGCCAUACCUUCUGCUUGCCGGAUUUGUACCCCAUACCGACCGGCUACACGGGUAUGUACGCUGGCAAUUGGGACAUGAUGGCCAAUGUGGGGGCGUCCAGUCCGGAUUACUUCGCAUGGGAUAAGUGGAGGUUAGGCUGGCUUUCGGACGAUCAAAUCGAGUGCGUCGUUCCCUCGGCCACUCCCCUUAAAGGCAGCAACAUCACUUCCUCAACGACGCAUAGACUCACGCCACUCGAGACUAUGGGCGGGAUGAAAGCCGUGGUCGUGAAGCAUAAUGAGACGAUGGCGCUGGUGGCCGAGGUGAGGUCGAAGGAGGGAAACGACCUCAACUCGUGUACAACCGGCGUCUUACUAUACACUGUGGCGACAGAUCUUGGUACUGGCGAGGGUCCGAUCCGAGUUCUGGACGGGAAUCCUGGCUGGGGAACGGCGUCUUGCAUCAACGAUAAUCUUGACAAUGCGCCGUUGAGCUUGAAUGGCGGGGGUGCAAGCUCGUACACCUCGACAGAUCUGGGUGUGACGGUGACCGUUGUGGAGCAGAACGGCGACGAUUACACAAUCCGCAUUGAUGUAUCAUGA